CCGAAUUUGACGUACUAACUUAUAACGCGGCGGCAACUUGACGGUCGGACCAAAGCUCUGAACGAAUGCCCUACUACUAGUCAAGCUACUAGUUGACCUUGUCUGGAGUCUAGGCCUGGUAUCUACCAUUAUUUGUAAUUGCAAUGCUCAGGGUGGGCUUCGCAAGGUUGCACAUCCCGCUUCGGAGUUGGCACCAUGGCACAGUGAGACACUUAUCUCAGUCCACACCAGGGAGGCCAUCAUUUUUGACAAUCUCUAGCAUACUUGAAUCUCGCUGGACGCACAGUUCGCUGACCAGAAGUCGCCCUAUCUCCUCCGCGGCAGCUAGGGAAGUCGUUUCUUCGGAGCAGUUGGGCGUCACGGAACCGAGAGUUCACAGUGAUAUCCCCAUCGCUAACGCUGAUGAACACAAAGUUUCCGUUCUUUGGAGCCCACAGCGUUGGUCUAGAUUCCACCACAUCUGGUUACGCGACCACUGCAGAUGCCCAGACUGUUUCCACCCAAUAACAAAGCAGCGACUAGUCAACACAUUCGAGAUUCCAGCAGAUAUCAAACCUAUACAUGUACAAGGGUCAACAGAUGGCCUCGAAGUUGUCUGGCCUGGAACUAGCACCGAAUCUCACUCUUCGGUUUACCCAUGGACAUGGCUGCAAGCCAACACAUAUGAUCCACCUCUUCGAACGGCGCCCAACCGGAAAGUUCUUUGGGGAUCAAAGAUCGAGAAGUCCCCACCCUCUGUGACUUAUGCCGAGGCCAUGAGCGACAAUGGAUUGUAUAAGUGGCUGACGAACGUUGAGAAGUUUGGCUUUUGCUUCGUGUCAGGGGUUGCUGCAACGCCUGAGGCCACAGAGGAACUCUGCCAACGUAUCGGCUUCAUCAGAGAAACUCAGUAUGGGAAGUUUUGGGAAUUCACUGCUGACCUUUCAAAGGGGGACACCGCGUACACUACAAUGGCACUGGGUGCACAUACUGAUAACACCUAUUUUACUGACCCUUGUGGUGUUCAGCUUUUCCAUCUCCUAUCCCACACUGAAGGCUCCGGAGGAGCAACACUUCUCGUAGAUGGUUCCUAUGUCGCCGCCCUCAUGAAGGAGCUGCAUCCGAAAUUUCAUGAGCUUCUUUCCCGUGUACCUAUUCCAGCCCAUGCAGCAGGAGAGCCGUCAGCACUGUACACUCCAAGUCCCCCUGCAAUGUACCCCCCGUUGAGAUAUCACCCAGGCACCGGAGAACUUGUGCAAGUGAGGUGGAACAACGAUGAUAGAAGCGUCAUGAACCACUUGGCACCAGACGAAGUGGAGGAAUGGUAUCAAGCGAUUAGGAUUUGGAACGGACUUUUGACGAAACCUGAUUCAGAGUACUGGGUUCAGCUUAGUCCCGGUACUGUAUUGACGGUUGAUAACCAUCGCGUACUUCAUGGCCGUUCUGCUUUUGACGGGAAGCGCCGUGUGUGUGGAGCUUACAUCGGCAUAGACGAAUACCGUUCAAAGCUCGCUGUCCUUAAGGAGACAUUCGAAGGCGCUGUUAAUGAUGACCAGAACAAGGCAGGGAGACCCGAGGACGGCAGGAGCAUUUGGAACUCCAAUUUAUGAUUCAGGGACUACUUAUUGGGCCUCCGGUCCUUCAUGCAGGUUCGAUGUUGAUUAGUUAUGACGGUACAAGUAAGGUAUGCAAGGCGUUAAAUCAAUUUCAGAAUGCCACAUAGAUCAAAGA
This is a messenger RNA of Suillus paluster, 1710 nucleotides long. Its product is annotated as Trimethyllysine dioxygenase. The transcript is spliced from 11 exons. Gene Ontology annotation, cellular component: mitochondrion. Lineage: Eukaryota; Fungi; Basidiomycota; Agaricomycetes; Boletales; Suillaceae. Bases 144 to 1589 code for a protein of 481 amino acids. Gene Ontology annotation, molecular function: trimethyllysine dioxygenase activity; iron ion binding. Gene Ontology annotation, biological process: carnitine biosynthetic process. The record is from RefSeq and is a predicted model, not a curated record.